AUGGAUGUACUGAUGAAGGGGUUCUCUAUGGCCAAGGAGGGGGUGGUGGCCGCCGCAGAAAAGACCAAAGCUGGAAUGGAGGAGGCAGCAGCUAAGACCAAGGAAGGGGUGAUGUAUGUAGGUACUAAGACAAAGGAGGGAGUUGUGUCAUCAGUAAACACAGUGGCCAACAGGACCGUGGAUCAGGCCAACAUCGUUGGAGACGCAGCCGUUGCUGGGGCUAACGAAGUGUCACAGGCAUCCGUGGAGGGUGUUGAGAACGUCGGCGCAUCAUCCGGGCUCAUCAACCAGGGAGAGUAUGGAGGAGUGGAGCAAGGUGGAGAAGGAGGAGAGGGGUAUUAGUUGUCUUCAGGACCUCCCCUCCAGCGGCCCUUCGCUCCCCUCGCCUUGCUGUACCAGACUCCAGAUGUUCAACAUAUUUUUUUGUGACUUU
Molecule: messenger RNA, 433 nt
Organism: Scomber japonicus (chub mackerel)
Lineage: Eukaryota; Metazoa; Chordata; Actinopteri; Scombriformes; Scombridae
Gene: sncgb
Product: synuclein, gamma b (breast cancer-specific protein 1)
Exons: 5
Coding region: 1-342 (113 amino acids)
Biological process (GO): synapse organization; synaptic vesicle endocytosis; chemical synaptic transmission
Cellular component (GO): cytoplasm; neuronal cell body; axon terminus
Molecular function (GO): cuprous ion binding
Source: RefSeq, a predicted model, not a curated record